UAACCGAUCUCACAGAUGUUUCCCAACAUUAAAGGUAAAACAGGGUGCAGGAGUCUGUCUAUAAAUAUCCUGACUGAGUCAGAGACGGGGAGGGAGGUGCGGCGCUGCAACACGUAUCCAAGCAGCACGCCAUCAAAUGGAGGAUUUAAACACAAAGGAGCAAAGGCAUGGAUGAAGAAGCUCGCGUUUCAGUGGUGGGUUGGGGGAGAUGAGUGCGGAGGCUCGCCGUGGCCCAAUCGCGGCGCUCCUUUCGCGCGCAGAAAGCCUCUUAUUGCGCACGAGGAAGUGACAGCACGAGGCGACUCCCGUCCUCUCGGUCGCGUCUCGCUCGCCGCCGCCGCUCCUGCGCCCUCCGCCGCUGCUGUCCCCGCUCCUCCUCCACCUCCUCCUCCUGCGGACGGCCGGGGGUUUCCGUGGCGCGGAGUCCGUGAAGCCGCGGAGCUCGUCUUGGCGGCUCCGCUCGUCAUUUCCGAGCGCCGGUGCCGAGAAGCGCGAGGCUCUCAGUCGCCGCGCGAUCAUCCGGGAGGAGGAGGCGGCGUCAUCGAGGACACAGAGGCACCGUGUAGAGCGCGCCGGUCCGCUACGGUCAUGAGCGCGGCUACGGAGCUGCCGAACCCGGUGGAGGUCGUGGGCGCCGCCGCGGGCUUCGCGGACCAGCGCUUGCGCGAGAUGGGCACUCCGGUCACCAUAACCGUGGCCAUCCAGGCGGCGGAGGACGAGGAGCCCGACGAAGAGGAAACGAUCAACAGUGAAGACGAGAUUCUGAGGCACGAGAAAUCGAGCGGCGCUGGCACGAGUGGUGGCGAGCUGGAGGAGGAGAGCUGGCAGCCCCCGGACCCUGAACUGACCCAGAAGCUCAUAGCUCAGAUCGAGUACUACCUGUCCGACGAGAACCUGGAGCAUGAUGCCUUCCUGCUCAAGCACGUCCGGCGCAAUAAGCUCGGCUUCGUCAGCGUCAAGCUGCUUACAUCUUUCAAGAAGGUGAAGCACUUGACGAGGGACUGGAGGACGACGGCGUACGCGCUGCGCCAUUCCACCCUGCUGGAGCUGAACGAAGAAGGACGGAAAGUUCGCCGCAGGACGAGCGUGCCAGUGUUCGCCAGUGAGUCUCUGCCGAGCCGCAUGCUGCUUCUGAGUGAGCUACAGCGCUGGCCUGAGCUAGGUGUGGCUUUGGCAGGUGGGGGCGGGCCUGGAGACGGGAGCCCUGGGGCGAACCCAGCCCAGCAGGAGCGGCUCAUGGAGCUUCUGCUCAAGGCCUUUGGUACGUACGGCCCGAUCGCCUCGGUGCGUGUGCUGAAGCCUGGCAAAGACCUGCCACCUGAUCUGAAGAAGCUGAGUGGGCGCUACUCUCAGCUGGGCACUGAGGAGUGUGCCAUCGUCGAGUUUGAGGAGGUGGAGGCUGCUGUGAAAGCUCACGAGGCCUACUCUGGUCAGCAGGGAGAUGGGAAGGGCUCAAUGGGGCUCAAGGUGGUGCUGAUUGGCACCAAGCCACCUAAAAAGAAGGUACCCAAGGAGAGGCAGCGGGAGGAGAACGGAAACGGAGGAGGAGGUGGAGGACUGCGCAAGAGCCGCUCGCUGAACAGCCGCGUACGUGAGCUUCAGUAUCAUGGAGAUGACUCUGCCUGCAGCUCCUCCGAAACGGAAAGCAACCCGACCUCGCCUCGUCUCGGCCGCAAGUCGCGUUCAUGCAACAAGCUGAGUCCUGGAGGCUUCCACUUAAGCCCGGCAGUGUCUCCUCGCUCCAGCCCGUGGAACAGCCCACGAGCCAGCCCAUGUGCUCAACGCAAAGCGCCUCCGAACGCCCGUUCGCCCCUCGCCAGCGAGGGCAGGUUGAGUCCCGAGGCUGGCCGCCGCUGGGCUGAUUAUUCCUCGGACAGCAGCUUGACUCCUUCAGGAAGCCCAUGGGUGCAGCGCAGGAAGCAGGUGGCCAGUCAGGAGAGCAGCCCAGUGGGGAGCCCCAUGCUGGGCAGAAAGAUCCAGAACGCAGACGGCCUUCCCCCUGGCGUUGUGCGUCUGCCCAGGGGGCCUGAUGGCACUCGUGGGUUUCAUGCAGUCUUGGUGGCAGAACGGGGCAAAACUGCAGCCACUCAAACCUGACUUGAGCCAGGGGGAGCCUCACUUCUCCCAAAACGACAGCACUGAACUUUUAGCAGUGAGGUUUAAGCAUCGUACACCACGCAGUCAUCAAGGUGAAGCAUCAUUCUGCAAAAAUGGACCACUGAUCUAUUGCACAUCAUAGUCUGUUACUGGUUUCUUUGUAAUACCUUUUUUUAUAUAUAUAUGGAUAUUUCUUUUGGUUUUGUUUUAUAUGGACAUUAUAUAAGGAGACUUUGGUUCGGUAUUACAAGAAAGGGAUGAGUGCAAAUGUAAAAUCAUUCCAUACUGGAUUUAAAAAAAUAUUAUUUUUCUUUUGUUUGUUGAUGUGGACAGUGGUUUAGGCAUGUGGAUUUGAUGGAUUUCACUUGAUGCCUUGUUGCGCCUGAGAAGAAGCAGCAAUGAAAAUAUGUGGCCAUAGUUUCUCUCCUGGAAUUAGGCUUGAAUAGUAAUCACUUAAGGAAAUGAUUCAUUUUUAGAUUAUUUUUUUUUAAAUUCUUUUCUGCCUUUUCUGGACUAUGGUGGGGUUUUUUUUUUUUUAUUAUUUUUAAGGGAUUACUAUUUUAGCAGGGACCUGGUGCACGGAAUCUGAAUCCUAUCUGUUUUAGUUUCAGUGUAGGCUGUAACAGACGGGGAGGUAGUGAGGUAUCCAGCCUGGCUCCAGCGUGUAAAUAUGCUUUGCUUUUGCCUUUACCGUCGAGGCAAAGUAGUGCACAUUUCAUACUGUACAAAAUAAAUCACUGCAAUGCCAUUCAUCUGGUGUUCAUUUCCUCUCCAAGCCGUGUUGCUCUGUGACUUAUU
This is a messenger RNA of Hemibagrus wyckioides, 2895 nucleotides long. RefSeq names its product La ribonucleoprotein 6, translational regulator a (gene larp6a). Gene Ontology annotation, cellular component: nucleus. NCBI's taxonomy places the organism in Eukaryota, Metazoa, Chordata, Actinopteri, Siluriformes, Bagridae. Gene Ontology annotation, biological process: RNA processing. The transcript has 5 exons. Gene Ontology annotation, molecular function: mRNA binding. The coding region runs from base 16 to 2097 and encodes 693 amino acids. The record is from RefSeq and is a predicted model, not a curated record.